AAACGUAUUUUAUAGCAUAGCUAUGAUAAUGUCAUUUUUAUUGUUGAUGCUGUAUAUACAAAUAUUGAUAUCACAACUAUACAAAUAUCAGACAGAGGCGUGCUUGAAUGAAAAACCACAUAUUAGCUCCGAAUGUAUACAAUAUAAAAGGACAAUUUAUUAUUCUAGUCGGCUAUUAAUUUAAGUGUCUGUUUUUAAUUAGGACACCUACACGUUCUGAUGACAUACAUGUAGGCCUACUUUUAGACAUUAUUUACUCAUAGGCAACUAUAUAGGAGAUCGGAAAUCUAAAAUCUAAAAAAACACAUAGCAUAGUGCACUAUUAUAUUUGGUAGCUUAUAUUUUAAACGUCUGGUGACGAGGACAUUUGACAUGAAUAUUGAAGUAUUGAUAGGUUUGUGGGUAUCAGUGUCUGUAUUGAUCAGUGGAAUUCAGGGGGUGCCAACGAAAUGCAACAAGGAACUAGUCGAUGCAUUCAACCAAUUCGCUCUAGACUUGCACAGAGAUUUAAGUACGGAUGAUCCAAACGGUAAUUUAAUAUUUAGUCCUUACAGUGUUGCUUCUUGCUUUCUGAUGGUGCUACUAGGGACUGCAGGUGAAACUGCCGACUCCAUUGCUGAAGUUUUCCACAUUACUCAAGCGAUCAGAGAAAGUGUCCACGCAUAUCGUAGGUGCAUAGACGAAUCGAUCAACGGACAUGAAUCUGUGAAACUCAAUACAGUAAACCGUGUCUACCCAGCAACGACGUUAAAUCUCCUCACCUCAUAUACAGAUGCUAUAACUGAAUACUAUGGGGAAGACGCUAAGAUUGAGCCACUUGAUUUUAAAAAGACUGAAGAAUCUCGUAAGAUUAUAAAUGACUGGAUAGCUAACGUUACAAACAACAAACUACAAAAUGUUAUUCAACCAAGUAACAUUAACGAGAUGACUGUGAUUGUUCUGGUGAACGCCAUUUAUUUCAAAGGUUCGUGGAAGUACAAAUUUCUCGAAAAGGAAACACACAAAACAAACUUCUUCACCGACAUAGACACUUCCACGGAAGUCGACAUGAUGGUGCAUCGAACACAUUUUCCGUACACGAACAGCCCGAAAUCGAUUCUCGACGCCCAGAUCGUGGAGUUACCGUAUGUCGGUGAUACCGUAAGUAUGGUCAUAUUGCUACCCAACAAUCGAUUCAGACUUGCAGAACUUGAACAAAAACUCACAUUGGCCAGGCUGAAGGAUGAAAUGAAAUAUUUGUUCCCUGACAGAGCAGUUACUGUGAGCCUGCCAAAAUUCAAGCUAAAGGAGAGGUACAUACUGAACAAUAAUUUGAAAAGACUGGGUAUGGAUCAUGUGUUUUCUGGUGCGGAUCUUAGCAAGAUGGCCAACGAUGACAGGCUUUCAAUUGACGAGGUCAUACAUGAAGCCUUCAUUGAAGUAAACGAAGAAGGUACUGAAGCGGCGGCAGUAACAGUAAUAGCAGGAGGGCGAUCUGGACCUCCACCACCCGUCAAAGUUACCUGUGACCAACCUUUCCUCUUCUUCAUACGUGACAAACCGACUGGCGCUAUCUUGUUUUGGGGUAGAUACACGACACCAGAUCCAGCUGAGGACACGUCCACAACAUCAUCUACGACCCAGCCUUCUACGGCAUCCAAGGCUCCAACUGUACCGGAAACAAUUGUCACAGAGGAACUAAAACAAACGAAAAUUACAGAUGCCCCGACUACUACUGAUGCGGGAAUAGAGACAAGCACUAAUCGAUACAAUAUGAAAAGAGUAGGGCACAAUUUUGAAGAGUGCAUCGAAAAAUGUAAAAUAAGAAAAGCCGCAAAAAACAAAACUAACAUUCAGCCAAAAUGUAUGAAGUUUUGUUUUAAACGAUUCCCGACAACACAGCUCUCAACUCCGUGAAUGUGGGCGCAUGCGCAUAAAUGGAUGAUCACAUGAUGUAUUGACUUCAGAUUUAUUUGUUUAAUAAGGAUAAUUAUACCUAACUGAUCUUAGUCAAUCGAAUUAUCGACUAUAUAUUAUUAAACAUCAAUCAAAUGUUUAAGGUGAUCGUGAAUUACUGUUCAAAUUUGUGAUUAUCAUUGGUUUUGUGCCCGCACAGUUCACUAUUUGGUUAGGAUUUUUUGGCUUGCAGCCGAUGAUUUUCAACACUUAUCCUAAACAUAUCGCUUAACCCUAAACUGUUAUUCUAUCCCUAACCCUUAACUAACCCUAACCCCUAACCCUUAACCCAUUACCAACGAAAGAAUCAGAAUUGACAUUAUUUCAAGGUUAGCCUGGACUAAAGAACGCUAAAUAUUAUAUAUUUUCAAAUAUUUGUAAAACAAGAUCGUUGUUCAAUAUGAAACUCAAAUUAUUUUACAGAAAUAUAUUUAUUCAGUCAUUUUCUCAACUAUAUUUACUGGAAAUUAAGUCCAAAAGGUAAUUUAUAAAGUUACAUUAAUAUUUUAUGUAAUGUAAGAAGACAGGACCAGUUUUGAAAACCUUUUAUUUGCCUUGCUUUCAUUACUUUUGAAUCAACUAUAAAUACGGACAACUCAACCCCUAGGAAACCCAUCUCCGAACAACCCAUCACUUGAUAACUAAACCCCCGGAACAACCCAACCCCUGGACAACUCAGUCCCUUAAAAAGGCAUCCCUGAUGAACAUCCGAACCCCUGGACAACUCAAACCCUUCAAAAGUAAUCUCUGAACAACUCAACCAUGGAACAUCUCAACCCAUUGAAAAUUCACCCCUGGACAACUAAGCCUCUGAACAAAUCAAUCCAUGGACAACUCAUUCCCUUGAAAAGUCAUCUCGGAACAACUGAUCAACUCCUUGAAGGCUGUAGCAGUAACUUGCUAUUGAGGGUCAUUACAGAACUAUAGCAUGAAAUCAUUUUGUUGAUAAACAUUAUUAUGUCAUUAUAUUAUGAUAUUUAGCAGCAUGAUCAAUGUAAUGUCAAAGUUGUGAGAGACAAAUAAAAUGGAUUCACAUAGCUC
Messenger RNA from Owenia fusiformis, 2976 nucleotides. The record is from the annotation of a GenBank genome assembly. NCBI's taxonomy places the organism in Eukaryota, Metazoa, Annelida, Polychaeta, Sabellida, Oweniidae.